GAAAAACUAUUUGGACUCAGCACCAUUCUCAUCCUGUUGAGAAAUUGGUUAAAUUCCUUAAUCAUACGGCGAGCAUACAAAAACCCUUAUCAGUGACCAUUGAUUUGAUAAGAUUUCAUAGAUUCGUUGAAAGUAAAACAAAGUAUAGUGCACCUGCAUUUCCAGGGUCCAAAAGGUAUGCUGCACUUCCGGUCAAGUUCAUAAUGUUCCUUCGAUUCUUUGUCCCAAACGUGAAACUUUAAUAGUAUGUCAUCUAAGUUUGUUUUGUACUUGUAUUUUUUCUUGGUGUACGAAUCAUAUUGUUUAUCAUUCUCAAACAGAUAAAUAAAUGACAUUUGAGCGAAACAAAUCACUGCAACGGUGAAACAGUUCUGUCCCCACUAAAUUGGAAGUAAUUGAGGACUGCAAGAGAAGACAUGAAGUUUUCGACAGCACUUUGGUGGGUUUUUUCGAUCGGCCUAUCCUUUUCUUACGCACGAGUAGAGUGGAUUUCAGCGACCAAUUUGGACACAAAUGACGAUACAUUGUACGAGUCGAUUGCGUCACUGGCAGACGUACAAAAUACAGAAAAAAACUCAAAUUCAAAAUCUUACGCACCGGACAAAAGUGAAUCUAGAAUGCAACAUCAUUCAAUAGGUCUCGUCCCAUCAAGCUCAGAGUUCUCCAUCAUCCGGAACAGCAGAGCUUUCGUUGACAAGACACUUUUCCUCCACGAGUGGCUGACCCACCGGCCAAAGCACUGGUAUGUAACAGCACCUCCUGGUUUCGGCAAGUCAUCCCUGGCGAAAAUGGCCGUCCAGUUUUUGAACGCCUCUUUCGACAUUAUCAACGGAGUAGAGAAGUUCCACGAAAAAAAUAAGACCGUGGCGUAUGAACUUUUUAAAGGCACCAAAAUCUUUGAAAUGGAAGAAUUUUUUAACAAACACUUCCAGAACUAUUCUGUUAUAUACGUUGAUUUGACUCCUUUGAGCAACACCACGGAAGCUAUCUUUCGGAAAGAUGAUGACUUUCAUACGCAAGACUUCCACGAGUACUUCAAGAUGGUAAUAAAGAACAUGGUGAGCUAUUAUCCAUCCCUCCUCGUCCACCAGAACUUAACAUAUCCCGAGAGAAAAAGCUUAAGAGAGUAUCUUGAACAAGGAAUGGAGAUAAGCAAUCCACGCCCGGCUUUGUUCUGGAAUAGCGUGUCAUUCUUGAGGAACCUCCUCAAGAGAUGCCUGAAGAAAGAUGUCGUCGUGAUCAUGGAUUCCUAUGACGCAUUAUGCAAACCUAGUAUGAUCGGAACAUUUGCAAAAGUAUUGAGGCCCUACUUAGCCUCCUACAUCAUUAAUUUAAAUAAAAUGAUAGUGCAACACAUACCAACAAUAACACUGUAUUUCGGAUCGAUUAACACCGUUGAACUGAUGCUUAUGAAACCUUCUAAUUUAAGCAAUUCGAAAUCGCCGGAUAUCUUGCAUACGGCCUUCUCAACCGAUGAACACAUUGCCAAGUACUUUGGACUAUCUCGACGAGAAGUUGCAGACAUUUUGGUGAAGUUUUCAAUGGAAGAUCACCUCCAAAAAGUCAAUAGCCUCUUGAAUGGGCAUGCAAUUUUACGGACAAAUCUCACUCUGUUUAAUACUAAACAUGUCCUCUCAUACAUCGAGAAUAGGAAUUCCUCACCCAGUGCCUUUUUUAUGCCAUUCACUGACGAGAUUCUUCAUCACUAUGAAAAAUUAUUCACGUGUGAGUGGCUCUGUAAUGUUGUGUCUCAGUGUAUUUACGAAGAUAACACUGAAAUCAUGCUGUCACCUGUGUUAGUGAUGAGCUUUGCAACCUUUACAAGACUGAGCAUUGCGAAGGAUAAUAUUACAGGACCCCACGGUAGAGAAAACCUAAGUCUAGAGAGAACUACUUCAUUCAUUAAAAUUCUACAGUUUUUAGGUUUAAUAUCCGCUGUAUAUGAAACGCACAAUGUCUACGAUUUUAGAGUCUCCAGUCAAAGUGAUGCUGAACUUUUGAAUAAGUACUUGUACAGCAGUAAUAGCAUGCAGAAGCUCUUUAGAGUUAGCGCAGAAGAUGAAUUGGCAAUCAUCCGUGCAUUGAAAGGUCUCUCACCAAAUGAUCCUUCAAUAUAUUUUUUGGGCGAAGCUAUCCAAAACAUUGUCAGGAUAAGAGCCCCUGACGCUGAAUAUCAAGUGAAGUCUUUGAUUUACGUGUGUUCGAGAAAAGUUGCUACUCAGCACAAUGAAGAGUUUGCAAUGGAGGCAGGCAUUGUAGCCCCAACGACGAACAAUUUAACAUUGCAGGGGAGUUAUAGACCUAGCGAGAGGAUUGACUUAAUUUUGAUCCUGAAGAAAAAGAGAAUGGGUGUCAUUCUGACAUCCAAAUUUGAUGCCAACGUGACGGCUGUUUUAAAAGAAAUGGGUGAUCGUAGAUACGUCGAAGUACUCGAUUCAGAUUCUCGCUUUUCAGAGUUCAACAUUAAAGACAAGAUGUUGAUAGGAAUAUCUGUGUCACGGAAUAAAUCUGUUGAAAUCGCAGCGGAGGUGUGGAACCAAAACGGAAAAACCACUUUGCAACACGUUAUAAUAAACAAUGUAAGUCAGUGAUAAUUUGAACUUUGUGGCUUCAUCGCUCCAAGCUUUUUUAGAAAAUAUUUCAAAAAAUUAAUCUGUACUUUUACAUCUGAUUUACACAUUUUGUACAAAUAUAUAUUUAAUUUUAUAUUUUUUUUUAUAAAUUUGACUUUUUUCAGAAUCUUUUCUCUGAAGAAAAUGUUAGUUUUAGGCAUAUUUAAUUUAACUAAAAACAACUGUCACUGA
Bemisia tabaci is the source of this 2804-nucleotide messenger RNA. RefSeq lists its product as uncharacterized. Lineage: Eukaryota; Metazoa; Arthropoda; Insecta; Hemiptera; Aleyrodidae. The record is from RefSeq and is a predicted model, not a curated record.